CUUCAACGUUACCGAUCAAGUAAGAGACAAGUCUCUUCUUCUCGGCCUAAACUUCUUCCCCUAUUUAAAAAAAAAAAGAACUGAGAAAAAAAAAUCAAAGCAAAACCACAGAUUCGAUUGAUAUUUUUCUUAAGUCGAAAUUCGCAUUUAAUACAAUGGAAAAGACAGAUUUUUUUUAAGUAAUUCCUCUACCAUUAGUUUGAUUGGUUUUUUUGAAGGAGGGAAAAAAAAAAAAAAAAAGGUUCCUCUGUUCUUCUCUGCUUCAGAUGGAAGAUAACAAUCCUCCCAAGGAUUACUAUAAGAUCCUAGAAGUUGAUUAUGAUGCAACUGAGGAGAUGAUCAAGCUGAACUAUCGGAAGCUUGCAUUGAAGUGGCACCCUGAUAAGCACAAUGGUGAUACUGUGGCUACUUCGAGAUUUCAAGAGAUUAAUGAAGCUUAUAAUGUGCUAAUGGACCCUGCUUUACGUUUUGAGUAUGAUUUGACCGGUAUUUACGAGAUUCACAAAUAUACUUUACGGGAAUAUCUGGCUAGAUUUAAGGGAAUGAUACUUACUUGCAAUGGACUCGGCAUCAGUCACUCCUCAUCACCAUGGACACAGCAAUUGGCGGAAGGCAAUAUAACACAACAGAUGAGCAAGGAUACUGUAUAAACUGAGGUAGAAACAGAGCUCUGCAACCUUUGAUCCAAAACUCAUUAGGCAUUAUUAUAGUCUGCCUCAACAGAUGGAAGUAUAGCAGUGUACACCUUAUAUUCGACGAUAUAACAGCUUUUGCACGAUGUUUGUAUGUUUAUAAAUUUAGAUGGUACAGUAAGAAGAAACAUUGUCUGGCUGGCUAAUGUAUUUAUUAGCUUCACACAGAUUGUGGGUUUAAGCCUGUACUGUAUUAUUAUCAUUUAUGGGUCACACGUAGACUGAGAGUAGAUAUCAAAGUGUAACAACAAUAAAAGCUUCAACCUUGGUUAAGUGUUGUGGCUUUAUAGCUCUGCUUAUAACAACAAAAUGGAUAUCU
Camelina sativa (false flax) is the source of this 1011-nucleotide messenger RNA. RefSeq lists its product as uncharacterized. Gene Ontology annotation, cellular component: nucleus; cytoplasm. The record is from RefSeq and is a predicted model, not a curated record. NCBI's taxonomy places the organism in Eukaryota, Viridiplantae, Streptophyta, Magnoliopsida, Brassicales, Brassicaceae.